Molecule: messenger RNA, 893 nt
Organism: Lepus europaeus (European hare)
Lineage: Eukaryota; Metazoa; Chordata; Mammalia; Lagomorpha; Leporidae
Gene: GTF3C6
Product: general transcription factor IIIC subunit 6
Exons: 6
Coding region: 1-711 (236 amino acids)
Biological process (GO): transcription by RNA polymerase III
Cellular component (GO): transcription factor TFIIIC complex
Source: RefSeq, a predicted model, not a curated record
AUGGCGGCGCCGGCGGGCGGGACGGCUGACGCGGGCGCGAGGAGGAGCGCGACCAUGGCGGCGGCCGGGCGGCGGCGGCGGGAGGACACGGGCGAGGAAGAAGAGGCCGAGCAGUUGGUGCUGGUGGAAUUGUCGGGAAUUAUGGAUUCAGACUUUCUCUCCAAGUGUGAAAAUAAAUGCAAGAUUUUGGGAAUUGAUACGGAGAGGCCCAUUCUGCAAGUGGACCGCUAUGUCUUUGCUGGGGAGUAUGAAGACACUCUUGGGACCUGUGUUAUAUUUGAAGAAGAUGUCGAAAACGUGGAUGCAGAUGGCAGUAACAGAACAGUGCUAAAAUACAAAUGCCACACCAUGAAGAAGCUCAGCAUGACAAGAACUCUGCUGACCGAAAAGAAGGAAGGAGAAGAAAACAUAGGUGGAGUGGAAUGGCUGCAAAUCAAGGAUAAUGAUUUCUCCUAUAGACCCAACAUGAUCUGUAGCUUUCUGCAUGAGAAUGAAGAUGAGGAAGUCGCAGCUCCAGCCCCAGAGAAACCUCUGGAGUUGGAAGAGCAAGAGAUCCAAAUGAAAGACAGUUCAAACCUGGGUUAUGAACAGGAGAAACCACAGCACUUGGAGAUAGGGAAUUCUGGUCCUCCUGCUGACACCUCUUCUGAGAAAGAAAGUUCUGUUUCCUUGGGAACUCAAGACGCUGCCUUAGAAACCACCCCUAGAUGAAUUGUUUCUUAUAACUAGUCAUGAACUUUUUAAGUGUAAAAUAAUUGGCUGUGCAGCUUUCAUUUGUUCACUACUGUAUUGUUUGUGUUGGCUGUGUACAUACUUCCUGCCAAAGCAUGGUUUGAUGUACCAGAAUCGUUCAGAACUGGACAUGGAUUAAAUUUUUUUUUAAAGAUUUGUUU